CACCCGCCGCCCACCAUGGCCAUGGCGACGGCGCUCCGCAAGCUCUCCUCCACCGCCCUCCGCCGCCAGCCGCUCUCCCGCAUCACCCCGCUCCACUACAUGGCGUCCCUGCCGGCGACGGAGGAGAGAUCCGGAGUCACCUGGCCGAAGCAGCUGAACGCGCCGCUGGAGGAGGUCGAUCCCGAGAUUGCCGACAUCAUCGAGCACGAGAAGGCCCGCCAAUGGAAGGGUCUGGAGCUCAUCCCGUCGGAGAAUUUCACGUCGGUGUCGGUGAUGCAGGCGGUGGGAUCCGUCAUGACCAACAAGUACAGCGAGGGGUACCCCGGCGCCAGAUACUACGGUGGAAACGAGUACAUUGAUAUGGCUGAGUCAUUGUGCCAGAAACGUGCUUUGGAGGCUUUCCGUUUGGACCCAGCGAAAUGGGGAGUGAAUGUGCAACCUCUAUCCGGGUCACCUUCCAACUUCCAAGUUUACACUGCCCUAUUGAAACCACAUGAUAGAAUCAUGGCUUUGGAUCUUCCUCAUGGUGGACAUCUUUCCCACGGUUACCAGACUGAUACUAAGAAGAUUUCAGCAGUUUCAAUAUUCUUUGAGACAAUGCCUUACAGAUUGGAUGAAAGCACUGGCUUGAUUGAUUAUGAUCAGUUGGAGAAAAGUGCCGUUCUUUUCAGGCCAAAGUUGAUCGUUGCCGGUGCAAGUGCAUAUGCGCGCCUUUAUGAUUAUACCCGCAUGCGGAAGAUAUGCGACAAGCAGAAGGCAAUACUUCUGGCAGAUAUGGCACAUAUCAGUGGGCUCGUCGCAGCUGGUGUUAUUCCAUCUCCUUUUGAUUACGCAGAUGUGGUGACUACCACUACUCACAAGUCACUCCGUGGACCACGUGGAGCCAUGAUCUUUUACAGGAAAGGAGUCAAAGAGAUAAACAAGCAAGGGAAAGAGGUUAUGUAUGAUCUUGAGGACAAGAUCAAUGCUGCUGUCUUCCCAGGUCUGCAAGGUGGACCUCAUAACCAUACCAUUACUGGCUUGGCUGUUGCACUUAAGCAGGCAACUACUCCAGAGUACAGAGCUUAUCAAGAGCAAGUUAUCAGUAACUGUGCAAAAUUUGCACAGAGCUUGACAGCAAAAGGCUACGAGCUUGUCUCUGGUGGGACUGACAACCAUUUAGUGUUGGUGAAUCUCAAGAACAAGGGCAUAGAUGGUUCAAGAGUGGAGAAGGUUUUAGAAAGCGUGCACAUUGCAGCAAACAAGAACACAGUUCCUGGUGAUGUUUCAGCUAUGGUACCAGGAGGCAUCAGGAUGGGAACCCCGGCACUUACCUCAAGAGGAUUUGUUGAGGAAGACUUUGCUAAGGUUGCUGAUUUCUUCGAUGCUUCAGUGAAGUUGGCUUUGAAGGUUAAGGCCGCAGCAGGUGGAACAAAACUGAAGGACUUCGUUGCCACUUUGCAAUCUGAUGGCAACAUUCAAUCCGAGAUUGCAAAGCUUCGCCAUGAUGUGGAGGAAUAUGCGAAACAGUUCCCCACAAUUGGGUUUGAGAAAGAAACCAUGAAGUACAAGAACUAAGAAACACUGAAUUGAACAGCAAGGAAGCAAGGUAUGAUGCUGAAUUCCCGAGGUGAAUAUUGGAGUUCUUGCAAGAACAAGUGGGUGUAAACAUAAAUCCAUCGAGUGCCAUCUUAUGUAAAAGGGACCUCGGCAUUUUACAUCAUGUGGAAACUUUGUCAAUAGUUCUUAUUGUAGACACCUACUGUAAGAUGCUAUACUAAUGCUAUAUUAACGUUCACUCUUCUCGGACAAGCAGUUGCACAUACUCUCGUGUAUUCUGUGAAUAAUUCGCAUGAUUGCGAAAUUUUUCGUGUUCGUCAAUUGUAAGCGUUUGGUCCUAUCACAAUUUGAAA
Molecule: messenger RNA, 1892 nt
Organism: Oryza brachyantha (malo sina)
Lineage: Eukaryota; Viridiplantae; Streptophyta; Magnoliopsida; Poales; Poaceae
Product: serine hydroxymethyltransferase, mitochondrial
Exons: 16
Coding region: 16-1557 (513 amino acids)
Biological process (GO): tetrahydrofolate interconversion; L-serine catabolic process; folic acid metabolic process
Cellular component (GO): cytoplasm
Molecular function (GO): pyridoxal phosphate binding; glycine hydroxymethyltransferase activity; serine binding
Source: RefSeq, a predicted model, not a curated record